CUUUUUUCCCCCCAGCAUUCAUUGCAGCUGUCUUCUUGUUGACGCAACUAUGGCGGCGUCGAUGGUGAAGCGAUGUUGCUCUCCUCUGCUUGUAUUUAAGCGCUUCUCUUCGCCGGAGUUGACAGCUUUAGCUUGCUAUCACAAAAAGGUGGUUGACCAUUAUGAAAACCCAAGAAAUGUUGGGUCCCUGGACAAGAAUGCCAAGAAUGUUGGUACUGGUUUGGUGGGCGCACCUGCCUGUGGUGACGUUAUGAAGUUGCAGAUUCAGGUGGAUGAGAAAGGAAAAAUAGUUGAUGCCAGAUUUAAGACAUUUGGUUGUGGGUCAGCCAUUGCAUCCAGCUCCCUGGCAACGGAGUGGAUUAAAGGAAAGACGGUUGAUGAAGCUUUAAAAAUUAAGAACACUGAAAUUGCUAAAGAACUUAGUCUUCCUCCUGUCAAGCUACAUUGCUCAAUGCUUGCAGAAGAUGCAAUAAAAGCAGCUUUGGCUGACUACAGACUAAAGCAAGAUAAUGAAAAAGCAGUAGAAACAAGUAGCUGAACAGUGAGAAGCACAAAAAGCAAUCUCAUAUUCCACCUAAUUAUUAUGCUUUCUUAAAUGAAUAGAAAAUUGUUAGGUUAUGUUCUCUUGAUCAAUACACUGAAACGCACAAUGUAAUAUAACUAAUAGCUUUAGGUGUUUCUCUUAAUUGAAGCAUCAGUAAGAGAAACGCCAGCAUGUUUUGUUAGCAGAUGUUUAUAAUAAAUGUAUGUUUUACUAAGGAAGCAGUGUUUUAUUUUUCUUUAAUACAAUUAGUGAAUUGUAGCCUAGUAAAUACCGUAAUUGCAAAAAGUACCACUAAUUGAGUAAUCACCAAAAAAACUCUUGAGAACUAGAAUUUUUUUUCCCCAUUUGAUACAGUGUAACUGAGAAAUGUUCUUAGUUGUGUAGAUUAUAAAAAAAUGUAUAUUUGGUAACAGUCAUAGCAGAAUUGUCAUGACUGUUUUAUAGAAGUAAAUAUUAAGAGUAGUUAUUGGGUUAUUUUAAAUGUAAAAUUCUUUACAUUUCCUUUUAGGUUAAAUAUCAAUGUUAGAUGCUAUAGCUUACCCUUUUGUGUUUUAUUGUUUUAGUCACUUGCUGCUAUUGUCUGCUAUGUCUAAUAUAAUAUGCAGUUUUGAGUAAAAUAUAAUAAUUUAAAGUGUUAAGCUGCUGUUUGUUUCAGGCUUAUUCAAACAUGAACAUUUUUUUUUCCUAUGGUCUUGCUACAGUAUGUUUUCAGUUGAUAAUUUGCAUUGUUUGAUAGUAAGGUAAUGUGUGAGGUUUUUAACGCAGCGUCAGUAAUCCUCUUGUUUAAAUUAUGGUUUGUGUUGGACAUGCUGUAGUUAAGAUUAUGGUAAAAAUUCCAAUAAGUGUUCCUUUGUUAUACAACUUUUAAUUUCACCUUUUAUUCUUUCCAUUAUUCCAAUCUUUUUAAUUAAAAAUACAGAUUUCAGUCAUUUCUUUUAGCUAUUCAUUGCUGUUUGCAAUUAGACUGAUUUUUCGGCAUGUCUCAUUUCUUACCUAGGAGUUGGUACAGUUUUGUACUUUUUUCUUUCUAUUGCGUCUUUCUACAUUCUGUUGUAAACAGUGGGUACUUCUAAUGCAAUUAUAUUCAGUUAACUGAUUUUUUUUUUUUAAUUAUCUUCAAGAGACACAACAUUUCAGUUCGCCACCAAUAUGAAGAUGUGUGCAGUGUGCAUUUUUUCGUUUUUUUUCUGUCCAAUCCACUUGGAAGUCUGCAGCUUAAAUAGACUUUUAUUGGUAGCAGUGGUGGAGUCAGGGAAUACGGUUUGUGGCAUUGCCGAGGGAUAGCUCUACAAAAGACUUUUCACUGUCCUGGCAGAGCACUUCAGAACCACAUAGUUCUAAAUUUUACGUUUGUCUUGUUCUGCUAGACUCUUUUCUGUAUGUAGGCGUCUGUUGAUGCUGGCAUCUUUUGCUGUUGCACAACUCAAAUGCCAGCUUUUUCCUUGGAAUUAUGUAAGAGAAGCCUGUAACAGUUGAGCCAGCAUUCCAGUAUAGGUAUUUACCUACCAUUUAUACUAGUAAUACAUUUAGUUUUAUAACUGAAAAAAUUGUUAAAAAUAUGGAGUAAUAUUCAGUGGGGAAACAUUUUCUGCAAUUAAGAUUUAACAUAAUUAGGGUGUUUGAUAUUCACAAGUUAUUGCCUAAUAAGAAAUGUGAAGGUGGAUUAAUGCAAUGUGAACUUUUUACUUGUUGAAGGCUAGUAAAAAUGAGUUAGAUUCUUUCAUUUCUAAGCCCACCUAGUUUAAAAGAGAUGAUUUAAUAUAUUUUUAUACACAUAAUUUAGAUUUAAAAUGCUUAUCCAUGAGCACAUAUGAGACUCUGACAUGAUACAGUUUAUAGAAGUGGUGUUGAUGUGGAGAGAAAACUGAUACUGCUUGCUUACUAAUCAUGAAGCUGCACUGUCUUCACAAAGAAGAGUGAAAAACCCAUUGAUUAAGACUGUGAACAUGUAAGAAUAUAUUUUGCAUUUAGCCAGUUAAGAUAAAAUUUUAAUUCAUUAGUCGAAGCACUAGAUUUUAGGUACUUGUUGGCCAAAUCAUAAAACCAAAAUGAUAAAAUCAGCAUUGUCAGAAAAUAGAAUAAUUAGAAUAGAAAAUGUGCUUUUCUGUUGCAGCCAGUAAAUAACCCUUCUUAUAAGCAUCAUUAGUUUAUAUAUUGAGAUAUUUAGCAAAUGUUUGCAGAUGUCCUGUUUCCUUGGUAGUUGCCUAAUGUCUGAGGAAGGUACCCGAGGCCUCAGUAUUGAAAUAACUACAAACCUGAGAACUCAUUGAUAAUAAUCUUUAAAGUCCUGCCGCUAAACUGUGGAGAAGGACACUUCUACACCUUAAUGCUGGCAAGUUAUGUACAAUUGAUUGUUGAAUUCUUUUGUCAACUGUCCCAAUUCAUAUGUAGAUUUAAAGUUCUUUUUUGUAUAGUGAAAUGUUUAUUUCUGAUUUCAACAUUAAAUCAAUAGCAAUCUUACUUUUUUUUUUUUUUUUGUCUUUUUUUCAAAAGUUGGGAUCCUUUUUGCCCCCUAAACUGGAUUAAGUGCAUCUGAUGUUAAAGGAAUGAAUGUUCUCAAGUUAAUAAAUGUAACUACAUUUGUAAAGUUAAAACUAUGUUUUGUUAAAACCUUGUAUUUAGAAUGAAUUUUGGGUGAUUGUGAGGUUUACAAGCUGCUUAAUGUGCUGUUUAUCAUCAAUUUGCAGUUUUACACAAUAAAAAUGUCUAAAAUGCAUCUUUCCAGAUAA
This is a messenger RNA of Polypterus senegalus (gray bichir), 3273 nucleotides long. RefSeq names its product iron-sulfur cluster assembly enzyme (gene iscua). Gene Ontology annotation, molecular function: 2 iron, 2 sulfur cluster binding; ferrous iron binding. Gene Ontology annotation, biological process: intracellular iron ion homeostasis; iron-sulfur cluster assembly. The transcript has 5 exons. The record is from RefSeq and is a predicted model, not a curated record. Bases 50 to 538 code for a protein of 162 amino acids. Gene Ontology annotation, cellular component: cytoplasm; mitochondrial matrix. Lineage: Eukaryota; Metazoa; Chordata; Cladistia; Polypteriformes; Polypteridae.